AUGUCGAGCUCCUUUACAGAGGCCGCAUGUGCCUUAACCCUUUGCAUCUCAGCAUAUUCAGCAAGCACUGAAAAUCACAAGAAGGCCAUAGAGUGCUUAUUGGAAGCUACUGCUACUCAACUUGAGCCUCCAAUGUUUAUUGUGUUAGGAGAAAUACAAAUGAAAGCCAAGCAAACUGAGACAUUUAAAGCUGCAGUUGAAGACCUUUCAAAAACUAUUGACCUCAACGAAAUCUGUGUUUUGGCAUAUUAUAACAGAGCUGUCUGUUAUCAUCAAAUAAAGGACUUCAGAGAGGCCAAGGAAUUCAAACUGCAAGGUCUUACACUGAUAACUUUCACUGUUAUAGCUAUUACAAACAUCAAUGUCUCUAUUUUUAGUCUUCAUGAGUUUGAAGAAGCUGUGACAUCAUUUGACCAGGUUCUCAAAUUAGACCCUGUUUUUGUGGAUGCCUAUGUUGGAAGAGGAAAUUAGUACAUGGAAAAAGGGGAUGAGGCUGGUUGUAAACAAGCACAGAAAGAUUUCUUGAGAGCAGUUCACCUGAAUCCAAAGUGCAUAAAAGCUAGAAUUUUCUUAUGAUACAACUUGCAGCCCUUGGAAAGCUUCAGAGAGCAUGGAGCCAAUUUACAGUUGCCAUUUGCAUUGAUCGAAAAUGCCAUGCUGCAUAUGCUGGAUGAGUUUCAGUCUGUCUUCAAAGGGGUGAAACUUUUACUGCAUUUCAAGAUACAGCUCACUACCACUGCUUCACUGCUAACAAAUAGGGGUGUCAUCAAACAGUUAAUGGGAUAUCUGUCCUGUGCCAUGAAGGACUAUCAACAAGCAAUUUCUGCUGACCCAAACUAUGCAUUAGCCUAUUUCAAUGCAGCAAAUAUCUACUUCAAUAAUCAACAUUUUUCACAAGCUUAUUGCUAUUAUUCCAAGGUAUUAGAACUUGACCCAAGAAAUGAAUCUGCUGCUAUAAAUCGUGCUAUUACAAAUACAUUGUUGAACAAUACUGAAGAAGCAAAAGACGACUUUGAGAAAGCAAUGUCUCUGCCAUUCUCUGCAGCAGUGUAUUUUAACAGGGCUAAUUUCUAUAAUGGAUUGAAGCAAUAUGUACGAGCUGAGAAAGACAUUUCAACAGUGGCUGGUGACGAGCCGCUGCCUAUUAAUCAUUCACCAGCCGGAGAGCUGCGAUUACCGCCACUCGGAGCGAGCGGCGCCGGCAGCCGCCUCCUUCCCGCUGCUGGUGCUGGGACCCGCCGAGCCGGGAGCCCCUCCGGGAUGCAGCACCGGGCCGGCGGCGGGCGCCUGCUGCUGUGA
Molecule: messenger RNA, 1299 nt
Organism: Pezoporus flaviventris
Lineage: Eukaryota; Metazoa; Chordata; Aves; Psittaciformes; Psittacidae
Gene: TTC6
Product: tetratricopeptide repeat domain 6
Molecular function (GO): protein binding
Source: RefSeq, a predicted model, not a curated record